AUGGAAGGCCAAGACGCUUCCAGAGACAGACGUCACUCGCCUCCAUCCGACUCUUCUUCAGCUAAUCCGGGCAGAGUGACGGACAACUCUUAUGCUGCUUAUGAGGAUCGCGCUAGAUUUACUGAAAGAUACACCAUGGGACGACGGCCUGCGACAUCCGCUCAGAGUUUCACGCCGCGAUCUCUCAUCGUCGGCCUACUUAUCGGCGCCCUCAUCACCUUCUCGAACACCUACUUUGGGCUGCAGACGGGCUGGAUAAGCACGAUGGCUAUGCCCUCGGCCUUGAUAGGAUUCUCCGUCUUUAAGGUUUUGUCCAAGCAUCUGUCCUUCCCGUUUACCCCCAUUGAAAAUGUUCUUAUCCAAACCGUGGCGGGCGCGGUGGGAACGAUGCCGUUAGGAUGUGGCUUCGUCGGCGUGAUUCCCGCACUGGAAUUUCUUUUGAUGGAUGGCGAAGAUGGACCGGCAGGAGAUGGAGGAGAAGGCGAAGGCGGCCCACUGAAACUCAGCUUCUGGAAACUAUGCAUCUGGGGUCUCGGUGUUUGUCUGUUCGGGGUUGUGUUUGCCGUCCCUCUGCGGAAGGAGGUGAUCAUCAGGGAGAAACUGAAGUUCCCGAGUGGCACGGCGUCGGCACUGAUGCUUCGAGUGUUGCAUGGGAAGGGGCAGUGGGAAGAGAAAGCGAAAGAUAAUACCAAUUAUCCCAGAAGAGUUGCUCACGAGGAUACGGAGGACGAGACGCCCUCCACGUCUCUUGAAUACGCCGAGAGGGGCCCGCUGUUGCUCAGGAAGGAUGAUACGGAGAGGCAAGCUGACAGGAUUAGGGAUUGGAGGUCGAAAAUGCGUCUUCUUAUAGGCGCCUUUGUGGUUUCUGGUGUUUAUACACUCUUUUCCUACUUCGUUCCCCAAGUUCGUGACCUGCCUAUCCUUGGCCUUACCCUCGCCAGCAAUUGGCUGUGGACGCUCAACCCAUCUCCCGCAUACAUCGGCCAGGGCAUCAUCAUGGGGCCUUCGACCUGUAUGCAUAUGCUCUUUGGAGCCGUGCUGGGCUGGGGAAUCCUGUCUCCUCUAGCAAAAGCGCGCGGGUGGGCUCCUGGCCCAGUAAGCGACUGGGAAAAUGGCAGCAAAGGGUGGAUUGCAUGGAUCUCCCUGGCUAUCAUGUUGGCCGAUUCUAUCGUCAGCCUUAGCUGGCUUGUGCUGAGGCCACUGGUGGACCAUGCGCACAUAUUAAAAGCAAAAACCCUUUCCAGCCGGGUUGGGAAAUGGAUUUCAUCCAAAUCCAAUCAUUCUUAUAUUGACUACUCCACCCUGAAUAGUAUACCUGACUCGACCUCAAGCCGCACUCACCAUCACUCUCAUCGCGAAGAUGAAGAUGCGCCGCCAUCUCAGCUAAUAUCUUCACGGACAGUGCUUAUUCUACUUCCACUGACUCUGAUCCUAAACGUCGUCUGCAUGCAGAUAGUAUUUGGGGACAUUGUGUCUCCGCUGCUUUCCAGUUUCGCCACACUACUUGCAGUUCUCCUAUCAGUAAUGGGCGUCCGCGCCCUGGGAGAAACAGAUCUCAACCCAGUCUCGGGAAUUAGUAAAUUGACACAGCUCCUCUUUUCCCUCGCAACCCCCUCUUCGAAUUUCUCUCGACGGACAGCAGUCGUGACCAAUCUCCUCGCAGGCGCGGUUUCAGAAUCCGGCGCCCUCCAAGCAGGAGAUAUGAUGCAAGACUUGAAGACGGGCCAUCUUCUAGGCGCCAGUCCGAAAGCCCAAUUUUACGGCCAAAUAAUCGGGAGCUUAGUCGGUGCUGUUCUCUCAACAGCCGUGUACAAGAUGUACGUGAACGUCUACGAGGUGCCGGGACCCAUGUUCCAGACUCCGACGGCAUACCUGUGGAUAUUCACGGCCCGUCUCGUUACGGGACAGGGUCUACCCAAAAUGGCAUGGCAAGCCUCGUUGAUCGCAGGUUCUAUCUUCGCUGCGAUGACAGUGCUUCGCAUCAUUGCCGCUUCCUCGAUCGCUAACGGUGGCCGACAAGGCGUGUCGGCUCCCUGGCGAGCGCUCGUCCCCGGCGGCAUCGCUGUGGCAGUGGGCAUGUUCAAUGUCCCAUCUUUCACCUUGGCGAGAGCUAUCGGCGGUCUUAUCGCGUGGUCGUGGAAUCGGAGACAUGCUCAUGCUUCGAAACUAGCAGCUCUUAACGACAGCACCACCAGCAAUGUCAAUAUCGACGGGAAUAUUAUACCCGACAGUGAUAGUGAUGUGCAAAGGCAUAUUGACUCCAAUGACGUCGAUUCUGGUAACGAAGCAUCUGUCACUGUGUCUCAGGAUCAACAUCACCAGCUACAAAAACAACAACAAGCAGACGAAGCCUCCUCGACCGUCGUCGUGUUGGCUUCCGGUCUAGUCCUGGGCGAGGGUAUACUUAGUAUAGUCAACCUCGUUCUUGCCAGUGUAGGGGUACCUCAUCUGUAG
Messenger RNA from Monascus purpureus, 2454 nucleotides. The record is from the annotation of a GenBank genome assembly. NCBI's taxonomy places the organism in Eukaryota, Fungi, Ascomycota, Eurotiomycetes, Eurotiales, Aspergillaceae.